Molecule: messenger RNA, 2347 nt
Organism: Taeniopygia guttata (zebra finch)
Lineage: Eukaryota; Metazoa; Chordata; Aves; Passeriformes; Estrildidae
Source: RefSeq, a predicted model, not a curated record
UAAGGAGCCUUGGCACAGCCACUCGUUCCUUGCUGACCCGGAGCUUUCCCGAGGUAUUACUCCUGCAGCCAUGAAUCCAGGCAGUGACGCAGAGCACAGACCUGCGAGCGUGCCCAAGCUGGCCUGCGGGAAGGAGGAGAAAGAAGGCCCUGGAGCUGCCCCAGCACAGCAGCCUGAAGAGGUGGAGCAGUUCCAGCCACUGCUGAAGGGUGCAGCCGUGCAGCGCACACGAGAGCAGGAACGCACCCGUGGCCGCUUCCGCAGAACAGCGCAGAUGGUUUGCAAAUUCAUGAAGAGGAUUCGGGAGGAAGAGAGCAGCAUCGUGAGCACUGUGGUCAGAGCGUACUCUCCCAUCUUCAAAACCAAGACCAGUGCUGCCCUGCUGGAUAUGCUUGUGCAGGAGGGUCCUUCCAGCCCAAAGCAAGUGCCUGCCAUGGUGAGGUACAUCCACCAGUGGCUGGUGGCCAAUGAGUUUCCUGAGUACAAUCUGUACAGGCCCCUUCUGGAUCUGACAGAGGCACAGCCCUCUGACGUGGUGAUGGCUCUCCUGCGUGUGGCCCCAGUGUGUGACAGAGCUGCUUUGGCCAUGUGGAAGAGCAUCAUGUGCUCGCCCAGGACUGCAGAGCCGGCCAUGCUCGUACUCCUCGAGGUGCUGGGGAGCUGGCCAGAGCACAGCACGUGCACCUCCGAUGGGGACCACACGGCUGUCCUUGCCCUGGCUGCAACCGUGGUGAUGUGGAAGAUCCUCCAGCUGCCCUGUGUGCCACAUGUAGUCACCGUGUGUUUCCCCUGCCUCUUUGUGCAUCUGCUCUUCCAAGUGCUCUUCAGCACUCUGGAUAUGCCAGAGGAGGUCGAUACCUACUGGAAGGGAUGCCAGCAGCAACACGGCCUUGCCACCAACCCCAGCAGCUUUGCAGAGCAGACCCUGAAGGCCCUGCUCUGCCGACUGCACUAUGAGGAUGUGGUGGUGGCCAUGGAAGACAAGGGUGGCUGGGACACGCUGCUCUGUGCUGACACCCACCACUGUGCUGUGGGCGUGCUGGCCAGAGAAAUGCGCCGCGCAUCCGAAGCCGUGUGUUCCGCGAUUGCAUUCCAGCUGCUCGGGCUGCUCAGCAAAGACACGCCAUGCCGGGAUUUGGCCGCCCUGGCGUUCCUUGUGGAGGUCCUGGAGCGCCUGAACCUGAGUGAACGCCGUGACAGCGUCCUGGAGUUCUUGUCAAAGAACCUGCAGAGCGAGUGCAGGGGGAGGCGUCGCUUGGCACUCAGAGGCCUCGUGGUGCUCGGCACCACCAGUGCCUCGAUGGCCAUAAGGAUGUGGAGCCUGCAUGAAAGGCUCGUGGAGCUCCUGCCGGAAAAUGACAGCGUCAUGCUCAGGAUGACCACAGGUCUCCUCAGAGCUGUAUUUCUCUGCAAUGGUGCCCCAAUAACCAGCACCCUCGCCCUGCAGCUGGCUGAGGCGCUCCUGCCACUCUUUGACAACGUAAGGCUCUGCGCCUCCAGCCACGGCCAGCGGGUGCUACCCGCACACUUUGUGCCCUGUGCACUUACAGGCUGUGCCCAGGUGGGCCUGAAGCAGCUGACGCUGAGGUCUUUCUUCCUUCCUUUCAUACAGGAGGAUAGCCAGGUGCAGUUGAGCUCCAUGUUUAUCUUCCGAGACAUGCUGGAUCAUUUUCCGGAAGAGGAAAAAAAGGCCCUGAAGGCACACGUGCGCCAGAGCCUGCUGCCACUCUCCUUCCACUGCCAUGAUGAGAACCAGCGAGUGGCAGAGGCUUCUCAGGAAACGCUGCUUUGUGCGGCCGAGUUCCUGAAGCAGAGGGAUCUCGAAAAGCUGCUGAAGAACCAGAAGCCGUGGAAGUUCACCGAGUGCCUGCUGGCAGAGGACAGCAGCAGCGUGGCCGAGCACCUGCGCCGGGCCCUGCCCUACCUGCAGAGCCCACAGGAGCCCCUGCGAGAGGCGGCCGUCAGGUUCAUGGGGACGGCCGGGCGGUACCUGAGGGGGAGGAAGGAAGAGCUCCAGCUCAUCUCUGAGGCCCUUGAAGGCAUGGCCAAUGACAUCAGUGUCCCUGUCGCAAGCCUGGCAGUUCAAACAUUGUACGUCCUCCAGGAAGCAGAGAGAGCUCCAUACUCCAUCUUUGACAACCUGCAUGAUCGGCUCCGCAGGGCAUGGAGGAGACGGCCUCGUCUGUCGGGGCUCGGCUGGCUGCGCUGCUGGAGCUCUGCAGAGAGCUGAUCCCAGAGGCUCUGUCUGCUGGGGCCACCCGAGCCAGCAGGAAUGUUUCGUUUCUUUAAGAUUGUUCUUUCUGUCUUUUUGUUUUACUUUAGCAUAUAAAUAUAGGAUGUGUUGUAA